UGUCGAGUUCCCAUCAUCGCCACAUGUACAGAACCGUCUAGCGUGCCAUGUCUUCCAUCAGCUCGCAGGAAAAAGUCAAACAAGAUGUCUCAACUGUGCAAGUUCAGAAUUACGAGGAAGAAUAUGAAGAAUUCAAGACCUUGAACAAGAAGUAUCAAGGAGAUGUACUUGGAAAACUGCUUAGAAGGAUUGACUUUCGUCUGGUGCCUGUGUUUGCUUUGUUGUAUUUGAUGUCCUUUCUGGACCGCGGAAAUGUCGGAAAUGCUAAAGUGGCCGGCCUGACGACGACAAUCCCAAUGACGGAUGGGCAGUAUAAUACUGCUCUUUCUCUGUUCUUCGUGUUUUAUAUAGUGUUCGAGAUACCUUCACAGAUGAUGCUGAAGAAGUUUCGACCCAAAUGGUACAUAUCUUGCCUGACAUUUUCUUGGGGACUCGUAAUGUCCCUGACUUGCUUGAUCCACUCAUACCGCGGCUUUAUGGCAGCCCGCAGUGUCUUGGGCAUAACAGAAUCAGGUCUAUUUCCUGCCGCUGGAUAUACUCUUUCUACAUGGUAUUCUCGAUCCGAGAUGGCUUCUCGUGUAGCUAUCUUCUUCUGCGCUGCAUCUAUUGCUGGAGCUUUCUCUGGAAUUUUGGCUUAUGGUAUCAGCUUCAUGGACGGAUUAGCGGGGAUGGAAGGAUGGAGAUGGAUAUUCUUGAUAGAAGGCCUUAUGACUAUCGUAUUAGGGCUGCUUGGUCCUCUUAUCAUUUUGGACAGCACGGACUAUUGCGGGAAAUGGCUCAGUGAUGAAGAGAAGAGAUUUCUGAUUCUCCGUCAAAGGUACACUGAAACAGGUCCUGUACCACCCGCAGAGCAUUUUAAUUGGAAGUAUGUCAAGAUGGCAUUCACCGACUGGCAGAUGAUCUUCCAAAUAGGCAUCUAUAUAACUCAUGGUGCUCUCGGUUACUCCAUCUCCUUCACACUACCGGUUAUUAUAAAGUCUCUGGAGUUUACUACCUACGAAUCAUACUUGAUCCCCGUGCCUAUCUACAUUGCUGCUUGUGUCUUUACCUACCUGAACAGCUGGUGGGGUGACCGGAGGAGAAGUCGUUUCUUACACAUCGUCGUUCCUUUCACAGUCGCAAUAAUAGGUGUAAUCAUAUGUUUUGCAACUGCAGGAAAGAAGCAUGUCGCUGGCGUGAACUUGUUUGGAUUAAUCCUGAUCGUGUUCUCUUCGUAUUCUCCUGUGCCUACCAGCGUCUCUUGGAUGGCUAACAAUGUGGUCGGUUACAAGAAGGUCAUUGCAAUGGGGAUGCUUAUGGGAGUUGGCAACUGUUCCGGCCUCAUUGGUUCAAACAUCUAUCUCACGUCUCAGUCACCGAAGUACCAGACUGGCUACGGCGUGUCACUUGGGAUAGCCGUCAUGGGUAUCAUCUGUGCUAUCAUAUUGAAAAUCGUUUACGCGAGAGAGAACAAGGAAAGAGACCUACUGACUGCGGAAGAUGUUGCGAGGAACUGGGACGAUAAGAAGCUUGGUGAUGCUGCUGACCGCUCGCCCUACUUCCGCUAUAUCAUUUAGAACUACCAUGCGCCACUGUACAUAUAUGAUCCUACACAAUGAAUGGCCCUGGGCCACUUCUGAUAGUCCUUCACUCGUUCCACGUAAUAACACUGGAAUCAUCGUCAGGAAGGUCAGGGUGUUCUCGUUUGCGAUGAGUAGUGACGCGAUCACGGGUGGGGAAGAGUCGAAAACAGCCUGUA
Guyanagaster necrorhizus is the source of this 1738-nucleotide messenger RNA. RefSeq names its product MFS general substrate transporter. The coding region runs from base 48 to 1556 and encodes 502 amino acids. NCBI's taxonomy places the organism in Eukaryota, Fungi, Basidiomycota, Agaricomycetes, Agaricales, Physalacriaceae. Gene Ontology annotation, molecular function: transmembrane transporter activity. Gene Ontology annotation, biological process: transmembrane transport. Gene Ontology annotation, cellular component: membrane. The record is from RefSeq and is a predicted model, not a curated record. The transcript is spliced from 15 exons.